Messenger RNA from Myiozetetes cayanensis, 1086 nucleotides. Its product is annotated as translation initiation factor IF-2-like. The transcript has 2 exons. Bases 1 to 1086 code for a protein of 361 amino acids. The record is from RefSeq and is a predicted model, not a curated record. Lineage: Eukaryota; Metazoa; Chordata; Aves; Passeriformes; Tyrannidae.
AUGCGGCAGGCUGGCCGAAGCGAUCCAGACACAUCUCCUCGCAGCGCUCUAGGUCUCAGAAAUGCCCCCGUCGCCUUUCGGCCCUUCCCUCCAAGUGUCGUCCUCCCUUCAGCCACCCAGGGUGCUCCUGCAGCUCGGCGGUGCGAGCGGCAGCGCCUCCCGCUCCUCCCCCGGCCCUCCCCGCCCCACCUGCCCCGUUCCGCCGGAGCGCAGCGCGGUCGCGGGGCGGUGCGGAACCCCCGCGGGGCCGCCCCGCGCCCUCCCCGCCCCGCGGCGCCGUCCCCGCCCCCAGCGGCGGCGGCGGGUCCCUGGCGAGGGCUGGGCAGGCCGGGCCGGGCCGAGCCGGGCGGGCGGCACGGCGGGAGCAGGUGCGGCCGCCCGGCACCGCGGGGGCGGAGCGGGGGGCGGUGGCGCCGGGGCCGGGGCCGGGCCGGCAGGUGGGGGCUGCCGGGAGGCGGAGAGCGAGGAGCCGGGCGGGUUUUCCUGCCCGCCUCUGGAGGUGCGGCCGGCGGCACGGCGCGGGGAGCGGACUGCCGCGGGAGGCGCACGGCGGCAGCGGUGGUGGUGGCAGUGGCGGCCGCGGUGGUGGUGUCCGCGUCCGCAGCCCGGGCCGCGAAGGGGCCGGCGGGGCCCCUUGCUGCAGAGCCAGAUGUGCGGGACGCGGGGCUGCGACGGGUCGGCGGGGAGGUGCUGGGGGCUGCCGCCGCCGCUGCUGCCGCGGCCAGGGGGGAGCCCUUAGCUGUGCGGGAAGCGGGGAAGCCGUGUCGGGAGCUGUUAUUUUCUUCUCCUCCUUCCUUUGCCUUCCCUCUUCUCCCUCCUCCCCCUCCUCACCAAAACCGGGAGAGGAGGCGUGUUCGGUGCCUUGCUGCACCGGUUUUGCUUGGUUUGUUGUUGCAGGGUUUCGUUCGCAGGGUCGUUGUGUUUUGUUGUUUUGUUUUUGGUUUUUCCUCCUUUUCCAUCCCCCCCUGCCUUCUCCCUUCCUCUCUUUUGGCCCAUUGCAUGCUCGGAUCCGGCUGGAUCCUUCCUUUUAUUUUCGGCUGUGCCUCUCGGAAGGGGGAAGGGAGAGCUGGGAUGAGUGCAGCUUGA